Python bivittatus (Burmese python) is the source of this 480-nucleotide messenger RNA. Lineage: Eukaryota; Metazoa; Chordata; Lepidosauria; Squamata; Pythonidae. The record is from RefSeq and is a predicted model, not a curated record.
AUGUGGGUUGGCAAAGAAGCCAAUGAGAUUGAGAAGAAGGAGGCAUUGGCAACUGUUCAGGAAUAUCUGCAAACCCACCCCAGUGGGAGGGAGAUUGACACCCCCAUCCUGGUGGUCAAGCAAGGUUUUGAACCACCCAACUUCACUGGCUGGUUCCUGGCUUGGGAUCCUAAGAAAUGGAGCGAAGGGAAGACAUACGAGCAGCUGAAGAAGGAACUGAGAGAUGCCAAUGACAUCAUCAGAAUCACAGCUGAUAACAGACUUGAGACCCUGAGCAGCAGCAGCAGGGGCCCAUUCUAUCCUCUAGAAGUUCUGCUCUCCAGCCAGGACGACUUACCUGGAGAUGUGGAUCCUGCUAAGAAAGAGAAUUUCCUGUCAGAUGAUGAUUUUAUGCGAGUCUUUGGAAUCCCCUGGGAAAAGUUUGCUGCCCUCCCUACUUGGAAGCAACUUCACAUGAAAAAGGAAAGGGGUCUUUUCUGA